AUGCCGAAAAAUCCAUACAAACAAAUAACUAAUUUGAGUAAAUCUCAAAAGAACCGCAGAUUACGUGUAUUACAACAAGCCUCUUUAGCUAGUGAUACUUGUGCAGUACCUAUUAGUGUGGUUUCAAAUACUGUAGCUCCCGAUCCUGAUAUUGAGAUUAAUCACGCCAAUGCCGAAUUCUUUAACGAAUUCAAUAUUUAUUGUCCUAGUAGUAGUACUAGUAGUAGCAGUACUAGUAGCUGCAAUAGUAGUAGUUCAAAUGAUUAUUUUGAAGAUGAAUAUUUUAAUGAAUGUAGUAACACCGAUAGUAAUCUUUCUACUAAAUUAAGGGAAUGGGCUUCAGAGAAAUAUAUUUCUGCUAAUGCUUUGACUUCGCUUUUGCACAUUCUCACUUCCAGUAAUCCAUUAGAUCUAAUAACUCUUCCAAAAGAUGCAAGAACAUUGAUGAAAACUCCAAAGCAACCUUUAAUUUCCAAAAAAAUUGGAGAUUCCGGAGAAUAUGUUCAUUUUGGUCUAGAAAUAGGUUUGCGCAAAACAUUUUUGAAAUAUAGCAACAGUAUUUUAAAAAAUGUCAGUUCUUUUAAAGUGUUUAUCAACUUUGACGGGGUACCAAUAUAUAAAAGUUCUGGUGGUUCUUUGUGGUCAAUUUCUUGUUCUAUAUUUGAAAUCAAACAUGAUCCAUUCAUUAUAGGGUCAUAUUUCGGAACAAAAGAACCAACAAAUGUUGAAGCUUAUCUUGAAGACUUUGUCAAAGAAGCUUCUUAUUUAACUAUUAAUGGUUUAUUUAUUAAUGAUCGCCAUAUGACUUUUAAUAUUGAGGGUUAUAUAUGUGAUGCACCAGCUCGAGCCUUAGUAAAAUGUAUUAAAAGGCAUAAUGCAUAUUUUGCAUGUGAAAAAUGCCAAGUUGAGGGUGAUCAUAUAAAUAAUCGCAUGUGUUUUGCUGACGUUUCAGCACCACGUCGUACUGAUAUUGAUUUUGCAGCUGGUGUCUAUGAUGAUCACUGUCGUGAAAAGUCACCACUUCUUUUGAUUCCAAGAGCAAAAUUAGUGACACAAUUUCCACUAGAUUAUUUACACUUAAUUUGUCUUGGCACUAUACGAAAAAUGUUAUACUUGUGGAUAAAGGGUCCCCUUAAUGUCAGGCUUUCAGGAGUAGUGGUAAAAAAUAUUUCUUAUCAACUAAUUGAAUUACAGAAACAUAUUUCAUCUGACUUUGCUCGAAAACCAAGAGCAUUGUCUGAGCUUUGUCAUUGGAAGGGCACAGAAUUUAGACUGUUUGUUUUAUAUAUUGGCCCAUUAGUGUUAAAAAUAUGUUAA
This is a messenger RNA of Macrosiphum euphorbiae (potato aphid), 1317 nucleotides long. Lineage: Eukaryota; Metazoa; Arthropoda; Insecta; Hemiptera; Aphididae. The record is from the annotation of a GenBank genome assembly.